AACAACAACACUAAAAUGUAAUACACAAUAAACACUGUUUUUUAAUAAUAAUAAUAAUUUAUUAAUACUUAACAUAUUAAAUGUAAAAAACAUAUUUAAAAAAAAAAAAAUAAAAAUUGUGUUAUCUUGAUGAAAACAAUUAUUGAUAGACAAACACUGAAUCUGAUUAUCAAUUGGAGACAACAAAGACAACAACAACAACAACAAGAAGAAGAAGAAACACAACAACAAUCAUCAACUGCAGUGAUGACCACUACCGACGAGGAGGACCCGACGGUAUCGAUUACCGUUAGUCCACCGCCGCCCGACUCGACCACCACAACGGCCGAUGAUACGACGACAACGACCGCCACUUCUAGCGACGAAACUAUGUCUUCUUCUUCGGCCACCGCAGCGACAGUGGCCAAUGAUGACGAUGAUGAUGACCUAUCGCCAGACGACAGCGAUAUCGAUAUCAUCGAAUUGGACGAACUGGACGCCAGUACUGCCGAUGAUGACGACGACGAUGUUGAAGUGGAUAAACACAAUAGUGUCCACAAUGGCGAUGAUGAGGACGAUGAUGACGAUGACGAUGAUAACGACGACCAACUGUCCACUGCUAGCCUGUGCUCGAGUUCAGUAGUCUCGCAGGUAUCGGAUCUAUCGUUUCUGAGAGACCAAUAUCUUCGCCAACACUUACUAUCGCCUAACGAUUCACUUAACGAAGAUCUAUCCGAGACGUCGAGUCUCAACUAUCGCGAGCUGACUACCGAAGUCCAGCUAAAACGCGGCACUCGGGCCUACGUACACACCCGUAAUUCGGGACUGAAUGGCAAAUUGAAUCUCGUAUUGAUUUUAUCGCUAUCGGCCGUCAUUGGACUGGGCAUUGGCCACUUUAUUGGCUGGUCAAACAAUCGACAUCAUCAGCACAGGCAUCUGUCGAUGGGUCAGGUAAUCAAAUUGAAACAAUUGCAGGACGAACUGGUAGUCUGUAUGGAUAACCAGCAAAUUACUGGCAGCCAUCAGACCAAUGGCCAGUCGGCACUGGUCUGCCAUUCGGAUGGCGACUAUUUUCGCCAGAAAUUUGAGACAUUAUUUUCGGAAAACAAGUAUCUGUUGGACGCCUUCGAGCGCACUCAACAGCACUAUCAUUCCGAUGGCGAUCUUCGCAAUAUUAUUGCCGACAAAGAGUGCGACAAUGAGACGGCUGGCGAAGAGUUUCAUAAACUAAAGCUCGGAUUUCUGGUCACCCAAAUGGAACACUUGCAGUUGUUGAAAACUCUGGAAGAAGUUAAAUCUAAGGGCAAACAAAGCGAACAACGUGUCAAAGAUCUGGAAGAAGAGAAUAGCGAACUGAAAAUGAAAUUAGUUGAAGAAGAAGAAGACGAUCAGCAGAUUGUCGAGUCGUGGGGCAAUCGGGUGGCGAUUCUUGAAACAGAAAAUCAGGAACUGAGGACCAGACUGGAGGACGACGAAGAAGAAGAUUCUGUUGUACUUAAGCGUCUGAAUGACAAAAUCGAUGAAUUGAUGCAGGAAAACGAAGAGCUUAAGGCUGCCAUUAAUCAAUUGGAGGCACAGGUUGUCAAUGUUGUUGGCCAUACUAUAUCCGCCGGUGAGGAGGAGGAGGAGGCGGAAGGCGUGUCAAUAUCCAGCCAAUCGUCAAGAAUUGAUCACAACAUUCGAAAUGGUGGUAGUGGUGGUGCCAGAGAUAAUGGUGCCGAUAUUAAAAUGCCAGUCAAAUUGGAUCUAUUGAAACAACGUAUCAAUCAGAUGAUCAUCGAAAAUGAUGAACUAAAGUCAACGAUAGGUCGACUGAGAUGGACAACACAGGAACAGCCGCCGCCGCCGCCGUCGAGCGAUGAUGACUUGAUUGACGAGGAAGACAUUGAUGACGAAACAAAGUACGUUAAUAGUAUCGUUGACGACUACAGUAGUAGUUAUAGUAGUAACGAGUUGGCUGAAGAGUUGUUGGCUCAACAACUGGAAGAACAGUUAACUGAAUUGAAAGAUCAGUUGAUUUCAGAACAAUUGGAGUCGAAGAAGUGGCGCCAAAUGUAUGAGUCGUUGAAGAAGACUGAAAAGUCUGAUAAUUCCAAUACAAAUAAUGGAAAUUCAAAGAAUCAGAAGACGUUAUAUGAAAAUACCAAUUAUGAUGACUUCGUCGACGACGACGAUAAUGUACUAUACGAUUGGGUAAUGAAUUCGACUAAUAUGGUUAAAGAAGCACUGGUUACCGGUUCGGGUAUUGUAUCCGACAAAUUGAAGACAUUGUAUACGAAGAUGACGUCGGAAAACGAGUCGUUUAUACCAUCGGAAGUGUUCGCCGGUCUUAAUAUAACUCAUUCAGUACUACAGAGUUUCAAUAGACGAUUGCAUGAUAAGUGGCAAGAGUUACAGGACAUGAAAUUUGCAUUUACUUCUACUAACGGCGGCGGCGGCCGCAGCGGCGCCGGCAGUGAUUCGGGUGGUAGUGGUCACGAAAAAGUGGCCAACAAAAUGGCCCGACUUUUUCAGCAAACCGUCCGUAAGCUGCGCGAAGCAGGAAACAGAUUGUUGUCUAAAGAGGAGAAACUUCGUACACGUGUCGACCAAUUUGCCGCACGUAUUGCCAAAGUUAUUGACAAAAUGGACAACAAGUGGAAUCAAUUGUUGGACAAAUUGGCCAAACGGUAUUCAAAAAAUGGAGCCAACAGUGGUAGUGGUGGGGCUUCUGCUAGUGAUAAUGAUGAUGGAAGCGAUAAGAAGAAAAAGGGUGACGACGAAGAAAAGAUCAAUUGGUUUUUUGAACGGGCAAACAGUCGCCGACAACAACAUCAACAGCACUAUUCGUUUACCGGCACAACGGGUUCGGAGGACAUUGGCGACGGAAGUUAUAGAGCGUACCGACGCGAGAGUUACCACAAAUCACGGGUUAACAACGGCAAGGUCAGGGUCCAUAUCAACAUCAAUGAUGUUGAUGGCGAUGAGGAUGAUAGUACUGCUGAUUAUCAAUCGGUGGUAACCGAUAACUACGACAACAGUGAGCUUAAAGGCGAUUUYGAGACGAUCAUCGAUAAUGAUGACGAUGUGGAUGACGAUAACGACAAUAAUAAUCUUAAUAAUAAUAAUAAUAAUAAUGACAAUUGGUUUCUGAAAAAGUCGCGCAAACCCCGAAUGGCGUCGUUCUACGAUUGGGACGGUUUACGGGCUAAUCAUCGACAAUAUCGACGAUUGAAGCAUAGAUCUAAUGGUCGUCGCUAUCAUCAUAACCACCAGUUCGGCGACGAAACACACUAUAGAUUUUAUCAACACUCGCGCCAGAGGUAGUGUGUGUGUGGGAGAGGGGAACGGUAGGCAGCGAAACCUGUAGUGGUGGACAACCUGUAUGUUUGUAUCAUAUAUUUUUCGUGAAGCAUUUUUUUUGUUUAUAUUUUUUUCAAUUGUUUUUUUCGGGAGGUUUUUAUCUAUCGCUCCCAAUUGAUUUAUUUUCUAAACUUUUUGUUUGACUAUCACUUUAUAGUGUAUUAUAUAUCUAUAUAU
Molecule: messenger RNA, 3498 nt
Organism: Oppia nitens
Lineage: Eukaryota; Metazoa; Arthropoda; Arachnida; Sarcoptiformes; Oppiidae
Product: bromodomain and WD repeat-containing DDB_G0285837-like
Exons: 3
Coding region: 130-3285 (1051 amino acids)
Source: RefSeq, a predicted model, not a curated record